AUGAAUCUGGAAUAUGCUAGAAUUACGGCUAGUCUCAAGGAGGAGGCCAUCAAAAAGUCCUGGGAGGAUGUGCAAUGGGUUUAUCAACAAAAGGUAGCGGCAAGCUGGUGGAAUAUUGGCUACUGGGCAGUAAGACUCGAAGCUGCCAAAGCCGACCAUGAGAUCGUCAAAGCAGCCGCCGGUGCUUUUCUUGAAGCCGUAAAAGUGGCCGAGGAUACUUUCAAAUCCGCUCCAUUCCAGAAAUUGUAUAGGGCUAUCCAGGACACAGACAGGGCUCGCGCUCUAGCCACAGACUUAGUAAUGAGUUUGGUCAGUGGUGAUGGCUUCUAUGGGUUUGCCAAGAGCUUAAUCGAGUCGGAAGAUAAGAAGAUUCAAAAAGCCAUCGAUGAUCUAACCGCAAUGCAAAGCGAAAACAGUGCGUACCAAAAGGCAAUUCGUCAAGCACAGGAUAUCCUCAGAAGGAACGGACCCAAACUCGAGAAGGAAAUUGCAGAGGCGGAUGAGGCCAUCAAACGUCUCGAUGAAGAUGCUGAGCUUGCGCGGCUCACGAGGGACUAUUACUAUCAGCUCAAGCUUCAUGAUGACGUGAAGAAUAUGAUUGAAGGGAUGCAAGCGGGUCUCGAGACUCUCAAGGAAAGCUGGAAGGAUGGAAUGCAUGCCUUGGAGGGUGUGGUGGAUGAGAUUCAAAAAAAGAUUUCUCCCGUCUUCCAUAUCAACAGGAUUGAGGUUGGGGUCCAUACCCAUGCCCUGGUCAAGGAUGAGCCUCUGAUGUUCACUUUCAUUGGCACUGUGGGUGAUAAGGACUUUGACAUCAAGGCAGAGUGGUUGCCUGCAAAGGCCCUCAAGGACCUAUACAAGGAUGUCACGAAUGAGAUCUUGAAGAUAGCUUGA
Molecule: messenger RNA, 891 nt
Organism: Aspergillus calidoustus
Lineage: Eukaryota; Fungi; Ascomycota; Eurotiomycetes; Eurotiales; Aspergillaceae
Source: the annotation of a GenBank genome assembly